Messenger RNA from Glossina fuscipes, 879 nucleotides. It is a transcript of the gene Psf2, whose product is annotated as probable DNA replication complex GINS protein PSF2. Gene Ontology annotation, cellular component: GINS complex; nucleus. Gene Ontology annotation, biological process: double-strand break repair via break-induced replication; DNA replication. Bases 224 to 826 code for a protein of 200 amino acids. The transcript has 2 exons. Lineage: Eukaryota; Metazoa; Arthropoda; Insecta; Diptera; Glossinidae. The record is from RefSeq and is a predicted model, not a curated record.
CAUAUUCCGUUCCGCAUUUCAACAGGUUUGUGUUACAAAUGUGAAUUUAAAUUUAGUGGAUUGCGUGGAAAUAAACAGCUGUUUUUAGCUAAUUACUUAAUAAAACUCUUAAGUAAAUACUAUUUAAUGUUUACAUGUUUUGCAAAUCUUGGCACAUAUACGAAAGUCUGUUUUUCUUAAAUCAAGUUUAGAUCCAAGACCUGCCCUAAAGAUAAAAUUUAAAAUGGAACCUUGUGUAAUAGAAUUUAUUGGUGAAAACUCUUUAAUAGGUGUUAUACCAAAUUUUUCAUUUGAACCUUUGCAUUUAAUAUCGGGUAGUGUUGGCCCAUUUCGUGCCGGAAUGCCAGUUCAUGUGCCCUUGUGGCUAGCCAUACAUCUAAGAAAACAUCAGAAAUGUAGAAUUGUGCCGCCGGAGUGGAUGGAUAUACAGUUGUUGGAAGAAAUUAAGGAAGCCGAGAAGAUAUCUAAGUACUUUACGAAAAUGCCGAGUGAACAUUACAUGAUUGAAGCGCAAUUAAUAAUGAGUACUGCUCCAGACGAUGUGCCACGUUGCGAAGAGCUACGUACUGUAAUUAAAGAUAUUUUCGAUAUUCGAGAAUCAAAGUUACGUACUUCAAUUGAUGCUUUCAUUAAAGGUGAGGGAACAUAUGCCAAAUUGGAUAAUUUAACUUUAUUAGAAAUACACAGCGUCCGUCCUAUACUCCCGCACUCUUUAGACCACAUAGCACGUUACCAACGUGCAGCUGUGGCUACCCAAAGAGAUACUUCUAGUUUCUUGGGUUUAAAUUCAAGCAGCAUAAAUACCAAUUCAUUUUUUACUCCAUAAUAUUUAAUGUAAUAAUAAACGCAUAGUUAAUUUUUCUAAAUUAUUUUUAUAUU